UCAUGCAGCACAUUAGCUAGGUGGUAAUUUUAACAGUGUUGUGUUUCUUUAUCACCGGGUGCUGAAUGUACAUAUGAAUAAUAAUGACGCCGGUAGUUAGUACUGGGGUACAGUUUAGAUUCAGAUCUUUGCUGGCAUGCAGGUUAUUCUCUUCUGUAGCCAGGGGCAGAAACAAGGAGACAGAGGACACGCCGUUAUUUCGGUAUGUGGGUCAGCGAAGGAAGCCCACAGACAAGGUGUUCGUGUGGGGAUUCAGUUACACUGGAGCUCUGGGCAUCCCCAGCUUUGUCAUUCCAGAUAGUGGUACCAAAAAACCCAGAAAGAUCCAACUGACCCCCUACCGACUCGAAACUGAGGAGAAGAUCACUUCAGCAGCCUGUGGCUAUGGCUUCACGUUACUGGCGUCAAACACCAAAGACGUCACCAAAGUGUGGGGCAUGGGCCUUAACAAAGACUCUCAGCUGAGCUUUCAGCGUACCCAACACGACCGGCAUAAAAGUUAUGACUACGUGUUGGAGCCUUCCCCUGUUUCUCUGCCGCUUGCCAACCCUCAAGAGACGCGUGUCCUUCAGGUGUCCUGUGGUCGGGCUCAUUCUCUGGUGCUCACAGACUCAGAAGGCGUGUUCAGCAUGGGUAAUAAUGCUUAUGGCCAGUGUGGAAGGAAGAUCAUUGAAGAUGAAGUUUACAGUGGCAGCCACGUCGUUCACAAGAUAGAGGGAUUUGAUAGUCAAGUCAUUCAGGUGGCAUGUGGACAGGACCACAGUCUCUUUCUGACAGAGAAGGGGUCUGUGUAUGCCUGUGGAUGGGGGGCAGAUGGACAAACAGGUCUGGGUCAUCACCACAAGGCUGCAUUUCCUGUCCCAGUCGGAGGAGACCUAGCAGGGGUCAAAGUGCAGCAGGUGAGCACGUAUGGAGAUUGUAGCCUGGCCGUGUCUGCGGAUGGUCAGCUCUUCGGCUGGGGCAACUCGGAAUACCUGCAGCUUGCUUCAGUCACAGAGGCUACACAGAUCAGCUCACCAAGGCUGCUUCCUCUGAAGGAGUUGGGCAAGGUGGUGCAGGCAGCGUGCGGGGGAACUCAGGUCGCGGUACUCAACGAGGAAGGAGACGUGUUUGUGUGGGGCUAUGGAAUCCUGGGAAAAGGGCCCAACCUGUCCGAGUCAGAGAUCCCAGAGAAGGUGCCGGCGACGCUCUUCGGGAGGUCGGAGUUCAACCCGACGGUGAAAGUUUCGCGUAUACGUUGCGGACUCGGCCACUUCGCAGCCAUCACUGAUCGUGGGGAAUUGUUCGUCUGGGGCAAGAACGUCAGAGGGUGUCUUGGCAUCGGCAAACGGGAUGAUCAGUAUUUUCCAUGGCGGGUGACGGUACCGGGUCACGUGGUGGACGUGGCUUGUGGCGUGGACCAUAUGGUAGCACUUGUCAAGUCUGUCAUAUGAGAUGUCGAUCAGAGGCGGGAGGUUCCGUUUCACAUCUGCCCUGGUUCAAACUGAAGACUCAAGCUAGCACAGGGGUUCGUAUCUUUAACCUGUGGAGGUCUGUGGGCUUUAAGAUCUUGGGAUGGAGAUCCAAGCUCUAUUACACAUCAGAUUGAUGAACAAAAAGGCAGCCACCUGAACUUGAGGGGGCUUGAACCAGACACCUUCUGAUUACAAGUCCAGUACCUUAUUCGCUAGGCUACAACUGCUCUACAUGUGCUGCAUUUUAGACACACAUUACAAUAAACUCAUCAAUGUUCCUUCUAGUCCAUUAACAAUAGAUUACAAAGUUUGAUGCACCCCAGGCACUGAGUUUUGCAUCUUCUCCCACUUUUUAAUUGGGAACAAAUACAAUGCCAACCUGGCAGUGGUGGAGCCUGACCACGGAGCUGCAACUGCCCUAAAUCAGCCACGUAUAUUCCGAUUUAGCGUAGCCAGUUCCUCUGUGUUCGCGGAGGGUAUAUUUGCCUGCUCCACGCUCCACAUGAGGCUCGUCCACUUCUGCGCAGGUGCCUCAGCCUGCUAACCGGGGUCUUUACACAGCGUUUGGAUUUUCUCCUACUUCCAAAAUUAGAAAGUGGAGAAGAUGAACUAGCACAUUUAUUAUAGCGCAUGAAGUGUGAAUGGGAUAGUGUGUUGCCAUGUGAAUGACUUGCACUUCAUCCGAGGCGUGAUCCUGUCUUGCUGUGACGCUGGCUCCUUGGAAACCCUGAUUAAAAGAAAGUGGUUAAUAAAAAAGACAAAAUGAAUGAAAAACUAACUGCCUCAUGCAGUACUUGAUGCGUCUCGAGACGAGGAGUACGAGGUUCGUUCAUGUUUUCAUCAUUUUAGAAGGAGACGUGUAGCUCGGAUACCUAUCGGCACUCGGCCCUCCCGACAGCGCUCUGGCUAGCAGUGGUAGGGAAUUAUACUGUAGAUAGCUUCUAAUAAACAGCAUGACUCUAAUCUUGUAUUGGCUUGCUGCCUCUAUUUCUAUAGCAACUCCGAUCUCUAUGGAAAUGAAAAAUAGUGUCACACAGUGAAUGUAAAGCAGUGACUGCAGUGGUGCCAGGGCUCAGUGUAGCACAAUGGAUGGAGAUAUUUGGAAGCCUGUUGUAUUAUAUGCAAAGUGACCCAUAGUUUUUUUUCUGUGGAUGGAACACCAGCGGGCGGGGCGGCGCAAGCGACAAACAAGCCACCCUGUUAAUACGUGACAGUGUUGUUAUCCUGCUUUAAUGGUGUUUAAAUAUAUACAUACAAUCUACAUCUAAAA
Molecule: messenger RNA, 2724 nt
Organism: Trichomycterus rosablanca
Lineage: Eukaryota; Metazoa; Chordata; Actinopteri; Siluriformes; Trichomycteridae
Gene: rcc1l
Product: RCC1 like
Exons: 11
Coding region: 84-1433 (449 amino acids)
Biological process (GO): positive regulation of mitochondrial translation
Cellular component (GO): mitochondrial inner membrane
Molecular function (GO): rRNA binding; guanyl-nucleotide exchange factor activity
Source: RefSeq, a predicted model, not a curated record